Messenger RNA from Hemisphaericaspora subhashii, 2346 nucleotides. It is a transcript of the gene UTP15, whose product is annotated as snoRNA-binding rRNA-processing protein. Gene Ontology annotation, biological process: rRNA processing; transmembrane transport; metal ion transport. Gene Ontology annotation, molecular function: metal ion transmembrane transporter activity; protein binding. The record is from RefSeq and is a predicted model, not a curated record. Lineage: Eukaryota; Fungi; Ascomycota; Pichiomycetes; Serinales; Debaryomycetaceae. Gene Ontology annotation, cellular component: nucleolus; membrane. The transcript is spliced from 3 exons. Bases 1 to 2346 code for a protein of 781 amino acids.
AUGUCAUCGAGUAGACAGACGAUACCACAACUAAGAAAUCCCACUUUACCUUCACAAACCACCCCUGAACAAAGGUACUGGAGAAGUUAUGCCAAUCCGCAACUCAUCAAAGAAAAUCAUCCAAUUAAUGAUAUAGAUUUCAAUCCAACAACUCCUAAUGAUUUUGCAAUUACUUCAUCUACUAGAAUUCAAAUAUUUUCUUCCAAGACUCGACAAGUGAUUAAAACGUUUUCUAGAUUCAAGGAUGUUGUAUAUUCUGCCAAAUAUAGAUAUGAUGGGAAAUUAUUAGUUGCUGCCGAUGCAACUGGAUUAGUAUCUAUAUACGAUAGUUAUCAACCUAGAAAUUUACUUGUUAGUUUACAUCCAAGUUCUCAUCCUACUCACGUUGCCAAGUUUCAUCCUACCAUUGGGAAUCAAUUAAUUACUGGGUCAGAUGAUAGAGUAUUGAGACUUUAUGAUAUAUCACAAACCACCAAGGGUCCAAUUGUUGAAAUUGAUGGAACUCAACAUGGUGAUUAUAUAAGAAGUGCAAAUUAUAUCCCAGGAAAUCCUAAUUUAGUAGCUACUGGUUGUUAUGAUGGAAUUGUUAGAAUUUUCGAUAUGAGAAAUUCUCAAUUAGUUAGUCAAUUUAAUCAACAUAAUCCAAUAGAAGAUGUGAUUGCAUUAUCACCAACAACUUUGGUAAGUGCUGGUGGUCCACAAGUGAGGAUCUGGGAUUUAACUCGAGGUUCUCAGAUUCAUGAAUUAGACAAUUUCACUAAAACUGCAACUUGUUUACAUGAUACUGGCGAUAAGGGGUUGUUGGUUGGUUCCUUAGAUGGUCAUGUUAAGAUCUUUGAUUAUACAUCGGCAAAUUGGAAUGUCCAAUUUGGUUGGAAAUUUGGUAGUGGUGGUGUGUUAGCAUGUGCCGUUUCACCAGCUGCAAAUGAUCAUAAACAUUUCGUAGCUGGGUUGACUUCAGGCUUGAUUUCAAUCAGAACCAAAAAGACCGAACCAAAAGUGAAACAAGGGGUUAAACAAGAGAAAUCAAAUGCAUAUGCCAGAAUGAUGAGAGGGAAAGAUUAUUCAGGAGAAGAAGAACAUCGUAUUAUUCAAUCAAGUAUUCCACAAACUAAGAAAUUAAAGCAAUUUGAAAAACACCUUAAUGCAUUCAGAUGGGCAGAAGCAUUAGAUAGCGCAUUUGCUCCUGGCUUACCUAAAGAACAGACAGUCACUAUUUUGAAUGAAUUAAAGAAGAGAGGAAAAGUAAGGAUUUCAUUAUAUGGGAGAGAUGAAAUUUCAUUGUUGCCUAUUUUACAAUGGUUCACUAAGAAUUUAGAAGAUGUAAGAUCAUUUAAUUUACUUUGUGAUUAUAUUGGAAUUAUCUUGGAAAUGUAUGGAUCUAUGAUAGAUAAGAGUGUAGUUUUAGAAGAAUGUUUCUCAACCUUACUUAAGAAAAUCAAUGGGGAAAUUAAAAAAUGUAAAGAAGCUAAUGAAAUUAGUGACGGUAAUCAUUAUAAUGGUGAACACUUGAUUGCUAGAAUUACGGCAGUUCCAGUUUUAUUCGCUUUGUCAUUCUUGGGUUCAUUUUUUCCUUUGGUGGCAUUGCAUUCUACUAGAUUUAAACUCCCAAGUUGGAUAUUCUUCAUCACAAGAUAUUUUGGUAGUGGUGUCAUUAUCGCUACUGGAUUCAUUCAUCUUUUAGCUGAAGCGCUGAUGGCUUUAACUAAUCCAUGUUUAGGUUCCCCUUUCGCUUACCCUUGGGCAGAAGCUGAAGAAGAUGAAAUUCAGGCAAAAAGGGAAGUCUCAGAUACUGACGACAAAACCAAUCUGGAUGUUGACACUCAACAAUUUUCAAUUAGGAAUUAUGAAAAUAUUUACCAACAAAUCUUAAAUUGUAUCGUUUUAGAAUGUGGUAUUGUCCUUCAUUCAAUCUUUGUUGGUUUGUCAUUGGCUAUUGCAGGUGACGAAUUUAUCACAUUAUAUGUUGCCAUUGGUUUCCAUCAAUUCUUUGAAGGAUUAGGAUUAGGUACGAGAUUCGCAACCACUCCUUGGUCAGAGGGAAAGAAGUACGUACCUUGGCUUAUGGCAAUGGCAUAUAGUUUAACUACCCCAGCUGCUGUUGCAAUUGGUAUUGCUGUUCGAAAGACAUAUCCUGUCGGUUCAAGAACUGCGUUGAUUACUACUGGAACAUUUGAUGCUAUGUGUGCAGGUGUGCUUAUUUAUAACAGUAUUGCUGAACUUAUGGCUUAUGAUUUUAUGUACUCACACGAUUUCCAUGAGAAGAAGAUGAGUGUUAUGUUAUGGGCUUAUGUAUGUCUUGCUUUGGGUGCUUUCUGUAUGGCAUUUAUUGGUAAGUGGGCUUAG